AUGGAAGUCGACUCAUACAUAAAAUUACAGAAAAAUACGGAAGAGAAGAUUGAUAAAGCCGCUUCUAACCUCAAAAAAUCACCCAAGUCGCGGAUUACAAUUACAUACUUAGAAACAAGGUUAGAACUGUUAGAAGGCUAUUGGAAAUGCUUCGAGAACAAUCAUCAGGCUAUUGUGUUAGAAUCCGAGGAUCCUAACAAUACCUACUUCACAGCUGAAACUUAUGAUAGAGUCGAAGAAAAAUACAUCGAAUAUAAAUGUCAGUUAAAAGAGGCUUUGGACAAAAUCAACCCUCAAGCAAGCUUGCCAACAGCAUCCACAGCUCACUCACACAAUAUGCAAAAUGAAUCUAAUGUAUCCAACGUAUCCAGUGCAGUGAAGCUACCAAGAAUUGUUAUCCCAGUGUUUUCUGGCAAGUAUGCAGAGUGGCCUACCUUUCAUGACUUAUUCGAAUCUGUGAUCCACAACAAUCAAACUUUAGCACCUGUGCAGAAGCUCCAUUAUUUGAAAGGUCACCUGACAGGUGAGGCAGAGCAAUUGAUCCGACACACACCUAUAACUGAUGCCAAUUAUGAACAAUGUUGGGCUUUAUUAAAGAAAAGGUACAGCAACACACGCUAUAUCUCAUCAUGCAUACUCAACCGAUUAAUAAGCCAAAAGACCUUAUCCACUGCAUCUUCUUAUGGAGUCAAGCAGUUAUUAGACACAACAAAUGAAUGUUUAAGUGCUCUCACCAACAUGAAUGUUGACGUUUCAACCUGGGAUCUCAUCAUUAUCCACCUGAUCAUACAGAAGCUUGAUCAGGAAUCCCGGAAAGAAUGGGAACACAAGAUCAGUGAUAUCUCAGAUUCACUACCAACUUUUAGUGAAUUUUCAACGUUCCUGGAAUCCAGAUUCAGAGCAUUAGAGUUCCUAGAGCCAAGUAACAAGAGAGAAACAAGACCCAAAGAAACAGAGCGUCCUAAAGUGUUCAGUGUUACUACAACGGCGUCAUCUGUAUCCUGUCCAUGCUGUGCAGAGGCUCACUUGUUGUAUCAAUGUAAGCAGUUUAGCCAGGACUCGGUACAACAACGGCGGGACUUUGUCAAAAACAAGGCGUUGUGCUUCAACUGCUUUGGAGCAAAGCAUUCUGCAGUACAGUGCAAGCGCGACACAUCAUGUAAGCGCUGUGGCCGUCGUCACCAUUCCCUGCUGCAUCUGGAUAGCGAGCAACCACCUUCAGUGCCAUCGAGUCGAGUCAGUGAAGGGGAAAAGAUCCACACCAAACAGCGUGAAGCUAUCCAUGAGAAGCCAGAGCAGAAGGAACCUGUACCUAGUAACAUUGUAGCGCAUGCUACUGAAGGUUCGUGUGAAUCCAAUACUUCCAAUAGUGAGGUAAUGUUAACUACGGCAUUAGUUAAGGUAGAAAAUAAGGGCAAUUGUCAUACACUUAGGGCAUUUCUUGACCAGGGUUCACAAAUAUCAUUUGUGACUGAGCAUACUGUUCAGUUACUUCAGUUACACAAGAUACCUGUAAAUGGUAGUGUUGAUCCAUCAGGACUGGGCGGGGAGAAAGUUCCAUUGCCAACAGCAAUUAAGCACAAGGUUCAAUUCGUAAUACAAUCCACUUGUGGCUCUUUUAGUUGUGUUGUUCAGGCAUAUGUGGUAAGUCAGGUUACUAAUUCCAUUCCUUCACAGAAAGUUGAGAUUCAUGAUUGGCCACAAUUGAAGAAAUUAAAGAUGGCAGAUCCAGGAUAUGAGACUCCAGGCCAUGUGGACAUGUUGCUGGGUGCUGAGGUGUAUGGACAGACCCUGACGGAUGGUAUUGUACGGGAUCCGAAGUCUACCCUGAUAGCACAAAACACCGCUUUGGGCUGGAUCCUGUCAGGAAGAACACAAGUGAGUAACCAUUCUAAUAGCUUUAUAACUGCACAUAUUCUGGAUAGCUCCAUUAAUGAUACACUCCGUCAAUUCUGGGAAAUUGAAACUGAUCAGCCUCGCACCUUGUUGUCUAAGGAAGACCAAGCGUGUGAGGAGUAUUAUGCAUCCACUACAACUAGGGACAGUACAGGUCGCUAUGUUGUUAGUCUUCCAUUUCGUGAUGAUGACCCGUUAUGUCAGUAUGGGGAUUCACGGAAAGUGGCUUUAAGGAGAUUUCUCACCUUGGAGAAAAAGAUGAAUUGCGAUCCACUCCUAAAGCAGGAAUAUACCAAAGUGAUUAAUGAAUAUUUGUCACUCAAUCACAUGGAACUUAUCCAAGACCAGCAAGAAGCUGCGAAGCCAGGUUGUGUGUACAUGCCUUACCAUGCUGUUAUUCGCAACGACAGAUCCACAACCAAGUUUCGGAUGGUUUUUGACUGCUCUUCUAAAGGUGUCAACGGCAGGUCUUUGAAUGAUGAUCUCUUGGUUGGUCCACGACUACAACCAGAACUGCGUCAUAUCAUUAUGAGAUGGCGUAUUCAUCCAAUCUGCUUUAUAGCGGAUAUUAUAAAAAUGUACAGGCAGGUUAAAGUCGUGGACAAACAUACUGAUUUCCAACGCCUGCUGUGGCGUGAGAGUUCUGAUGAUGUUGUAAAAGAUUACAGGAUGUUACGUGUAACUUUCGGGGUGUCGUCAGCUCCUUAUCUUGCAGUCAAAAGUUUACAGCAAGUGGCUAAAGAUGAUGGUAAAGAUUAUCCAUUGGCUGCAGAAAGGGUGCUGACAGAUUUCUAUAUGGAUGAUCUCAUGAGUGGGUGUGAGUCUGAUGAUGAAGCCAUCCAAAUCUAUUCACAAAUGGUCAGUUUGCUAAGUAAAGCUGGGUUUGAAUUACAAAAAUGGGCAACUAAUAGCCAAAAAUUAAUGGAAACAAUUUAUCCACGCCCAGUUACUAGCUCUGACAAAGACAUAAAAAUGGAUGACAUGAUCAAAAUCCUUGGCUUGUCAUGGAAUCAUCAGACUGACUCAUUUCACUAUAAGGUUAACUUACCUCCACAGCCAAACCCCGUCACUAAGCGAAACAUCUUGUCUGACAUUUCACGUCUUUUUGAUCCACUGGGAUGGAUUUCCCCAGUUAUUAUCCGAGCUAAGAUAUACAUGCAGAAACUGUGGGUUUCAGAUCACUCGUGGGACCAGGAAGUAACUUCCAACUUGCUGACGGAGUGGAACGAGUUCCGGGAGCAGCUGCCGGUUCUCAACACCUUCAUCAUGCCAAGAUGGGUUGGUGUCCGGCAAGACGCGAGUGAUAUCCAGCUACAUGGCUAUUGCGACGCAUCCAACGACGCUUAUGCAGCAGUCGUAUACCUUCGUGUAGUGGAUCAUGAAGGUAAUGUCACUGUCCAUUUAGUCGCAGCCAGGACGAAGGUUUCUCCAAUCCGCCAAUUAUCCAUACCCCGACUUGAACUGUCCGGGGCAGUUCUUUUAUCCAAACUGCUGGGAGAAGUAUCCGCUAUUCUAUCCAUCCCAGUCAGUCGUUGCAGGGCUUGGACAGACUCGACUAUAGUUCUAGCUUGGCUUCAAGGGGAGCCGAACCGCUGGACAACGUUUGUUGCCAACCGCGUCACUGAUAUUCUAUCCAUACUAAACCAUGAUCAGUGGGCGCAUGUAGAAUCCACCAGCAACCCGGCAGACUGUGCAAGUCGAGGAAUGUCACCAGCCGAUUUUAUCCAAUUCGAGUUGUGGGUCCAGGGUCCAGCACGGCUACAAGACCCCAACUACCAGCAUCCAACAUCCGAAACUGUAUCCACUGAGCUUGAAGCCAAGCCCAUGAAAGUAAAUGUAUGUACUGUUUUAUCCUCUGAUCAGCUAUCCGAAGAGUUGAGUGUUUGGACGAAAUACUCAUCUUUAUCCAAGACGGUAAGGGUAGUAGCUUACUGUCUCAGGUUUUGUAGAAAACUGAAAGGAGAAUCGUUUCCAUCCUAUCUGACCGCAAGGGAGCUCGAUAAUGCCUUAAAGGUAGGUAUCAAAGCAAGUCAAUCCUCAGCUUUCUCUCGGGAGUUAACUAACUUGAAUAAUUCUAAUCCAAUCCCCCGGAGAAGCAUUAUAGUGUCAUUGUGUCCCUUCCUGGACGAGGAUGGCAUUAUGAGAACUCGAGGUAGGAUUGAGCAUAGCGAUCAUUCUUAUAAUGUUAAACACCCUAUAAUAAUGCCUCAUGACCAUCACUUAUCGAAGUUGAUUGUGAGUGACGCUCACACAAGGACUCUCCAUGGAGGGCCCCAACUCACCCUAAAUUAUGUAAGAUCCAAGUUUUUAAUUAUCGGUGCCAAAAGCUUGAUUAGGCAUAUUCUAAGUAAAUGUGUGAGAUGCAUUAAGUACAAAGCCACCAAAAAUCAACCUUUCAUGGCCGAUUUACCUAGUACAAGGGUGACUGUUGCUCGUGCGUUCCACCGCACCGGGUGCGACUAUGCAGGCCCUAUAAAUAUUAGAAUAUCCAAAGGUAGAGGAUGUAAAAGCUAUAAAGGUUACAUAGCACUGUUUGUAUGUAUGGUAACACGUUGUAUCCACCUGGAGGCAGUAAGUUCACUUACCACUGAAGGGUUUCUAGCAGCUUACAGACGGUUCGUCGCACGUCGGGGACCCUGUAAGGAGAUUUGGAGCGACAACGGCUCCAACUUUGUCGGUGCAUCCAAGGAGCUGCGAGUCCUCUUCCAGCAGGGCGAGUCUUCUGUCAUGAAAGAGGUCGCCGAGGCCUUAGCGAAUGAAGGUACCGAAUGGCAUUUUAUUCCACCCCGUGCUCCUAAUUUCGGCGGACUCUGGGAGGCGGGUGUCGCUUCUACUAAAUACCAUUUGAAACGAGUCCUAGAUGGAACCACUCUCACGUUCGAGGAAUUAUCAACGGUUUUGGUCCAGGUUGAGGCUUGCCUAAACAGUAGGCCCAUGUACCAGCUGCCGUCAAGUGAAGUGGACACAAGUCCACUCACCCCAGGUCACUUUCUAGUUGGCGAAGCUCUGGUAACUGCUCCAGAUCGCAACUAUGAAGAUUCUCAGAUCAGCCCGCUACAUAGAUGGCAGCUCACCCAGAAGCUCAUGCAGCAGUUCUGGCGAAAAUGGUCUCAGGAGUACCUAACAACGCUCUAUCAGAGGUACAAGUGGACUAAGGUCACCCCGGAGCCACAGGUAGGUGACGUAGUGUUAGUUAAGGAGGAUGAUAUCCCCCCCUCGAAGUGGUUAUACGGGUUAGUGCAAGAAAAGCACCCUGGUCCAGAUAAUGUCACUAGAGUCGUUACCUUAAAAUGUAAACAUUCCACACUUGUGAGACCUGUUUCCAAGUUAAUAGUGUUGCCGGUUGCUAACUAG
Messenger RNA from Cydia amplana, 5250 nucleotides. RefSeq lists its product as uncharacterized. Lineage: Eukaryota; Metazoa; Arthropoda; Insecta; Lepidoptera; Tortricidae. The transcript has a single exon. Gene Ontology annotation, biological process: DNA integration. The record is from RefSeq and is a predicted model, not a curated record. Bases 1 to 5250 code for a protein of 1749 amino acids. Gene Ontology annotation, molecular function: nucleic acid binding.